Messenger RNA from Saccharomyces paradoxus, 2538 nucleotides. It is a transcript of the gene MCM7, whose product is annotated as DNA replication licensing factor MCM7. Gene Ontology annotation, cellular component: nucleus; MCM complex. The coding region runs from base 1 to 2538 and encodes 845 amino acids. Gene Ontology annotation, molecular function: ATP hydrolysis activity; single-stranded DNA binding; single-stranded DNA helicase activity. The record is from RefSeq and is a predicted model, not a curated record. The transcript has a single exon. Gene Ontology annotation, biological process: DNA replication initiation; DNA strand elongation involved in DNA replication; DNA replication. Lineage: Eukaryota; Fungi; Ascomycota; Saccharomycetes; Saccharomycetales; Saccharomycetaceae.
AUGAGUGCGGCACUUCCAUCAAUUCAACUUCCUGUCGACUAUAACAAUCUAUUCAAUGAAAUCGGUGAUUUCUUGGUGACUUUCAAGCAGGACAGCUUGUCUGCUGAAGCACAACGAAACGAGAACGAGAAUGAAAAUGUGGAUGCUGAAAACAUCGAACAAGAUCUAUUGGAAAAGGGCCCUAAGUACAUGGCGAUGCUGCAAAAAGUGGCUAAUAGGGAACUGAAUUCUGUGAUUAUUGAUUUGGAUGAUAUUUUACAGUAUCAGAACGAAAAGUUUCUCCAGGGCACACAGGCAGAUGAUCUUGUGUCUGCCAUUCAGCAAAACGCUAAUCACUUCACUGAGUUAUUUUGCCGUGCCAUUGAUAACAACAUGCCGCUACCAACAAAGGAAAUUGAUUACAAGGACGACGUUCUUGAUGUUAUUCUAAACCAAAGGAGGUUAAGGAAUGAGAGAAUGCUCUCGGACAGAACCAAUGAGAUUCGAAGCGAAAACCUUAUGGACACUACAGCGGAUCCACCCUCUUCCAUGAAUGAUGCGCUGAGAGAAGUUGUAGAGGAUGAAACUGAACUAUUCCCUCCUAAUUUAACCAGACGCUAUUUCCUUUAUUUUAAACCUUUAUCACAAAAUUAUGCUCGUCGUUACAGGAAGAAAGCAAUCAGCUCCAAACCACUAUCUGUUAGGCAGAUUAAAGGUGACUUCUUAGGCCAAUUGAUUACCGUCAGAGGUAUUAUCACCAGGGUUUCUGAUGUCAAACCCGCUGUGGAAGUUAUUGCAUAUACUUGCGACCAAUGUGGGUACGAAGUGUUCCAAGAGGUCAAUUCUCGUACUUUCACUCCAUUGUCUGAAUGUACUUCCGAAGAAUGUUCCCAAAAUCAAACAAAGGGCCAAUUGUUCAUGAGUACGAGAGCUUCCAAAUUUAGCGCCUUUCAAGAGUGUAAGAUUCAAGAGUUAUCACAACAAGUGCCUGUGGGCCACAUUCCUAGGUCACUAAAUAUCCACGUUAACGGGACGUUGGUAAGAUCUUUAUCGCCUGGUGAUAUUGUCGAUGUCACUGGUAUUUUCUUGCCAGCACCCUACACCGGUUUCAAAGCUUUAAAAGCUGGCUUGCUGACAGAAACUUAUUUAGAGGCACAGUAUGUUCGUCAACACAAGAAGAAAUUUGCCUCUUUCAGCCUGACUUCUGAUGUAGAAGAGAGGGUUAUGGAAUUAAUCGCUUCUGGUGACGUAUACAACAGGCUAGCAAAAUCUAUUGCACCGGAAAUUUACGGUAACUUAGACGUUAAGAAGGCAUUGCUGUUACUACUUGUCGGCGGUGUUGAUAAAAGGGUAGGUGACGGUAUGAAAAUCAGAGGUGAUAUUAAUGUUUGUUUAAUGGGUGAUCCCGGUGUUGCUAAAUCCCAACUACUGAAGGCCAUCUGUAAAAUAUCACCACGUGGAGUGUAUACCACCGGUAAAGGUUCAUCUGGGGUUGGUCUGACCGCCGCGGUCAUGAAGGAUCCUGUCACAGAUGAAAUGAUUCUAGAGGGUGGUGCCUUAGUGCUUGCUGAUAACGGUAUUUGUUGUAUCGAUGAAUUUGAUAAAAUGGAUGAAAGUGACAGGACUGCAAUCCAUGAAGUUAUGGAACAACAAACCAUUUCGAUAUCCAAAGCCGGUAUCAAUACAACUUUGAACGCCAGAACAUCAAUCUUAGCGGCAGCAAAUCCCUUAUAUGGUAGAUACAACCCUAGAUUAUCACCUUUGGAUAAUAUCAACCUGCCAGCCGCUUUACUAUCCAGAUUUGAUAUUCUCUUCUUAAUGUUAGAUAUACCAAGUAGAGAUGACGACGAAAAAUUAGCUGAGCACGUUACAUAUGUGCAUAUGCAUAAUAAACAACCGGAUUUGGACUUCACUCCAGUAGAACCCUCUAAAAUGAGAGAGUACAUUGCCUAUUCUAAGACAAAGAGACCUGUGAUGAGUGAAGUUGUAAACGAUUAUGUGGUGCAAGCUUACAUCAGAUUAAGACAAGACUCUAAGAGAGAAAUGGAUUCUAAAUUUUCCUUCGGUCAAGCCACUCCGAGAACUUUACUAGGUAUCAUAAGAUUAUCUCAAGCGCUAGCGAAGUUAAGGUUGGCUGACACGGUGGAUAUAGAUGAUGUAGAAGAAGCCCUAAGAUUGGUCAGAGUCUCUAAAGAAUCAUUGUAUCAAGAAACCAACAAAUCUAAAGAAGAUGAAAGCCCCACAACAAAAAUCUUCACAAUUAUUAAGAAAAUGCUACAAGAAACUGGCAAAAACACGCUAUCAUAUGAAAAUAUUGUGAAAACUAUAAGACUGAGAGGGUUCACAAUGCUACAAUUAAGCAACUGUAUCCAAGAAUAUUCUUAUUUGAAUGUCUGGCAUUUAAUCAACGAAGGUAAUACUUUGAAAUUCGUGGAUGACGGCACCAUGGACACAGAUCACGAAGAUUCACGAAUGGGCACGCCUAAACUCUCACCACAAACGGCCACUUCCCCCAACACAAGCGCGCAAGAUUCUGAUAUCGAUCUACAGGACGCUUGA